AGUUGGGCGCGAGUCCUGUCCUGCUGGAUCUCCUGCUGCGUGUCUGACUUGGAGGAAAUGCUGUCCUUCCGGGACGUGGCCAUUGAGUUCUCUCCAGAAGAGAGGGAAUGCCUGGAGCCUGCUCAGUGGAAUCUGUACAGGGAUGUGAUGUUGGAGAAUUACAGCCACCUUGAUUUCCUGGGUCUUGUUCUCUCUAAGCCACAUCUGGUGACAUUUUUGGAGCAAAGACAAGGGUCUACAGAUGUGAAGAAACAAGAGGCAGCUACUGUGCAUACAGGAAAAACAGUCAAUAAAUGCAAAGAUUACAGCAAGGCCUUUUAUUGUAAUUCACUGCUUAUUCAACACCAGACAGAUCAUGUAGGGGAGAGCCCCUACAAAUGUGAAGAAUGUGGUAAGGCCUUUCGUAUUCGCUCAAGACUUUCUGUACACCAGAAAAUUCAUACUGUAGAAAAACCCUAUAAUUGUGAAGAAUGUGGUAAGGCCUUUAAUACUCAUUCAAAACUUUCUGUACACCAGAGAAUCCAUACUGGAGAAAAACCCUACAAAUGUGAAGAAUGUGGUAAGGCCUUUAGUUCUCACUCAACACGUUAUAGACACCGGAAAAAUCAUACUGGAGAAAAACCCUACAAGUGUGAAGAAUGUGCCAAAGUGUUUUCCUACCCAUCACUGCUUAAGGUACACCAAAGAAUUCAUUCAGCAGAGAGACCCUACAAGUGUGAAGAAUGUGGGAAGUUAUUUUACUGUCCGUUGUUACUUAAGAAACAUCAAAUAAUUCACUCUGCAGAGAAACCCUACAAGUGUGCACAGUGUGGCAAAGCCUUUCACUACCCUUCUUUGCUUAAGCGGCAUCAACGAAUCCAUGGUGGAGAGAAGCCCUAUAAGUGUAAAGACUGUGACAAGGCAUUUUACUCUUCUGCCUUCCUGAAGCGGCAUCAAAGAAUUCAUUCUGAAGAGAAUUCUUACAAGUGUGAAGAGUGUGGCAAGAGAUUUUACUCUUUCCCACAACUCCAGGAUCACCAAAGACUUCAUUCUGGAGAGAAACCAUACAAAUGUGAAGAGUGUGGGAAAACAUUUUCUACUCUGUCGUACCUUCCUUGGCACAAAUUGCGUCAUUCUGGGGAGAAGUCUUACAAAUGUGAAGUAUGUGGCAAAAUGUUUUAUUCUACUUUAGACCUUAAAAAACACCACAAAAUCCAUACAUACAAGUGUGGGGAAUGUCACUAUACCUUUACAAGUUACUCAGCCCUUACUGAACACCAGAGAGUUCAUACUGGAGAGAAACCUCACAUAUGUGAACAGUGCGGAAAAGUCUUUUCUCGGCUUGAUAGUCUCAGUCAGCACCAGAUUGUUCAUACUGGAGAGAAACCCUAUAAAUGUGAAAAGUGUGGCAAAAGUUUUUUCCGAUCUUCAUCCCUUAGAAGACAUAAAGGGAUUCAUCCUUAAUAGAAAGUUGACAAGUAUGCACAAUGUGAUAAAAUUUUGCUAAAAUCCAUUCCUUAUCCACAACAAAUGAAUCCAUUGAGUAGAGAAGUCAUGCACUUGUGAAGAAUGGUGAGUGCUGUACCACUAGGUCAACACUUUCUACCAACAAUAAAGUUCAUUUAGGGAGAAAAAGUCCAAUUCUGAAUGGAGUGACAGGCUUUUGGUAUUUCUUUAUAUAUUAAGUAACACAACAAUCUUCACUCUGAACAUCAAUGCUAUAAUGUGAAGGGUGUGGUAAAGGUUAUCAUUCAGUCAUGGUUCAACCUCACUAAUUCUCCUCAGAGAGAAACCCUACUAGGGCAGAAAAGGACCAGGGCUUAGCUUUUCCUUAUCUCUACAUAAGCUUUGGAGAAUUCAUUCUGAUGAGAAAUCCUACAAAGGCAACUAGUGUGGCAAGUUCUCUACCUGUACUUCACACUGUAAGUAUCUGCAGAUACUUCAUACUGCAGAGACACUCUAUACGUACAAUCACUGUCAAUACUUGAACAAUACUUCAGUCUUUAGCAACACCAAUGCAUUGAUAUAGGUGAGAAACCUACAGAUGCAAAUGUCCUCCUUAGCAUCAGCCAUCAACUUCACCUAGCCCAGCAUUAUCUGACUGGGUACUUUCUUGGAUCAGAGUGCCUUACAGGCAUUUCUGGGGAUUGUUUUCUUGAUUGGUAAGUGAUGGGAGUCCAACCAGGGCAGGCAACACAACCUUUGGGAGGUGUUCUGGGUCACAUAAAAAUUGUGGGUGAGCAGGAGGUAGAGGAACAUGUUAGGAACCAUGGUUU
This is a messenger RNA of Phodopus roborovskii (desert hamster), 2255 nucleotides long. RefSeq names its product zinc finger protein 58. Gene Ontology annotation, biological process: negative regulation of transcription by RNA polymerase II. Bases 58 to 1443 code for a protein of 461 amino acids. NCBI's taxonomy places the organism in Eukaryota, Metazoa, Chordata, Mammalia, Rodentia, Cricetidae. The record is from RefSeq and is a predicted model, not a curated record. The transcript is spliced from 4 exons. Gene Ontology annotation, molecular function: DNA-binding transcription repressor activity, RNA polymerase II-specific.